Trichomonas vaginalis G3 is the source of this 849-nucleotide messenger RNA. RefSeq names its product protein of unknown function, DUF4106 family. The record is from RefSeq and is a predicted model, not a curated record. Lineage: Eukaryota; Parabasalia; Trichomonadida; Trichomonadidae. The annotation marks the transcript as partial. The transcript has a single exon.
AUGAAUGGAAAUGUUUCCGAAUGGUAUAACGAAUGCGACAAUGCCAUUAGAAGGUCAGAAAUAGUUCCUGGAACUUACGAAUAUACAACUGCUGUUUCUUAUGGAAACGUAGGUGAGUUUGGAGAAGGUUCUUCAACAACAGUAGAUAUUGCUUGCGACAGGUUUCAUAUUAUUUCUAUUGACAACUCUUUCUUAUACGUGGAACAAGACAUUGAAAUAAAACCUUCUGCCAAGUUGUCUGACAAGAAAGGUUGCAAUGGAAUUUUCUAUGUCGGAUACCAAUAUGCUCCAGAAGUUUUCAUGGGAUAUAAGAUAUAUUCUAACUCUGACUUAGUUCAAACAGUAACAUGGGCAAACUAUGAAUGGUUCGCUUUGAGAAACUCAGUACAACCACAAGCUAGAGAACAAACAGACCAGUAUGCAACUAUUGAGAAAAUAAGAAGACUUGACCCUAACGUUCCAGGAGUUUAUGUUGACCUUUCUGGACAAACUGCAGCAGCAGUAACCAAAGUAAAAUUGAAACUUAGAGUUCCUUUGUCAUCUUUCCUCAUCUUCAGGUUUUUAAGAUACUUGCCAAACUGGGCAGGAAAAAUUUCUAUCGAACUUACUCCAAGCAAAAAUAACUUAGUCAUUGCACCAACACAAGACCCAUUCACUCUUACAGACGUAAAGGGAGCAAAUCAAACGUCAUUCGCCGAAUUUUGCAAAGACAAAGUUGACUUAGACUUUGGUUUCUCAAACCUCAACACUGAAGUAAACUACUACUUCAAUGCUGCUGGAACUGCUUGGGACCCAGUUAAGUUCACAUGCGAAAAGUUUGAAUGCAAGAGAAUAGAAAGCAGACUUGCA